Stereum hirsutum FP-91666 SS1 is the source of this 870-nucleotide messenger RNA. RefSeq lists its product as uncharacterized. The record is from RefSeq and is a predicted model, not a curated record. Bases 395 to 820 code for a protein of 141 amino acids. NCBI's taxonomy places the organism in Eukaryota, Fungi, Basidiomycota, Agaricomycetes, Russulales, Stereaceae. The transcript has a single exon.
UGUCCACUCACCAGACUACACGAAUCCGUCUCGCCUCCGUAGCUUUCACAACACGCUGCUCAGCCACGAGCGCGACCUUGGGCCCCUCGUCAAGAGGUUAUACAUACGAUCCUUGUUCGUUUUGGUCCCCUGGAAAGAACUGAUCCCGAUUUUCCUCGCAAUGCGCAACCUUCUUGUCCUCAAAAUCGAGAUGAUACACCAGCUUAUCAACAGCAAUCACAAUGCCUUUAGCAAGCACAUCCUGCCCGCUGUAGCUCACACUCUCCGAGAGCUCUAAACAGUCGGAAUCAAUGCCUUUCCACGCUUUGUUCGCUUCAUUGACACUCACCCUAACAUCAUCGUAUGGGAUGACGCCGGGCGCGAUUGGGCGCUCAAACAGGCUCAGGACGUGCGCAUGGCAUUGGAGUCGCCCGGACUUACUCGUCUCCGCCGGUUCACCGUCACUCUCGUUUAUCGCAAUCUCGGCUUUCUCUUCGAGGUGUUAAAAUCCAUGACCGGUCUCAUUCAUUUGAGCAUAUUGCUCCCUCAUGUCGCACUCGACCACGCCAAUUCCUCCAACUUGCAUUCGCAGGUUGUGGCGCCAAUCUCGUCGAACUGUCACUUCUUUCCGAGUAUCGGGAGCCCCCAGACAGAUUGGGCUGGAUCAUCCUUAAUAUCUUACCCCAGACACCCUCCCUACGCCGUCUUCGAAUCGAAUGGUGAGGGAGGGCUACCAUUGUGCCAUGCCCGUUGGAGGUCCCCGCUGGUCAUCAAGAUUCCACGGUUCUUCCUGCUUUGGAGACUAUCAUUUGGAGCGUACUGCCGGCCAGUGAUAUCAUGAUGGUCUGUGUUGAACCGAACAGGACCUUCUCGGACGCGGGUUUGAAGAAC